GCUUGUCGCUGUCACCGUCACCGGGGCUGUCACCGUCAUUGCUGUCACCGACACCGGGAUUGUCACCGACACCGGGACUGUCACCAUCACCGCUGUCACUGUCACCACUGCCCUGGGAUUUGACACCAGCACUGUCACCAUCACCGCUGUCACCGACACCGGGAUUGUCACCAUCACCGCUGUCACUGACACCCGGAUUAUCAGUGACACCAGCACUGUCACUGUCACCGCUGUCACCGUCACUGGGGCUGUCACUGUCGCUGGGAUUGUCACCGCUGCUGGGUUUGUCACCAUCACUGGGAUUGUCACUGUCACCAUCACUGGGACUGUCACCGUCACCGGGACUGUCACCAUUGGUGGGUUUGUCACCAUCACCACUGUCACCGUUCCUGGAGUUGUCACUGUCACCGCGUCACCGUUUGUCACUGGGAUUGUCACUGUCACCAUCACUGGGUUUGUCACCGUUACCGCUGUCACUGUCCCUGGGGCUGUCACCAUCACUGGGAUUGUCACUGUCACCGUUCCUGGGAUUGCCGCUGUCACCAGGAUUGUCACCGUCACCGCUGUCACCGUCACUGGGGCUGUCACUGUCACCGGGAUUGUCACCGCUGCUGGGUUUGUCACUGUCACUGGGAUUGUCACUGUUGCUAGGUUUGUCACUGGGAUUGUCACUGUCACCAUCACUGGGAUUGUUUGUCACCGUUGCUGGGAUUGUCACCAUUACUGGGUUUGUCACCAUUACCACUGUCACCGUCACUGGGGCUGUCACCGUCACCGGGAUUGUCACCAUUCUGGGAUUAUCGCUGUCACCAGGAUUGUCACCAUCACUGGGGCUGUCACCAUUCCUGAGAUUGUGACUGUCACUGGGAUUGUCACUGUCACUGGGGCUGUCACUGGGUUUGUCACUGUGACCAUUCCUGGGAUUGCCGCUGUCACCAGGAUUGUCGCCGUCACCGCUGUCACCAUCACUGAGGCUGUCACUGUUGCUGGGAUUGUCACCGCUGCUGGGUUUGUCACCAUCACUGGGUUUGUCACAUUGCUGGGUUUGUCACCAUUACCGCUGUCACCGUCACCGGGAUUGUCACCGUUCCUGGGAUUGUCACCGUUACCGCUGUCACCGUCACUUGGGCUGUCACUGUCACCGGGAUUGUCACCACUGCUAAGUUUGUCACCGUUACUGGGAUUGUCACUGUCACCGUCACUGGGAUUGUCACCAUUGCUGGGUUUGUCACCAUUACUGGUGUCACCGUCACUGGGGCUGUCACCAUCACUGGGAUUGUCACUGUCACCGGGAUUGUCACCAUUACUGGGUUUGUCACCGUUCCCGCCGUCCCCGUCCCCGUCACCAGGAUUAUCACCGCUCCCAUUGUUAAGUUCACCAGGAUCGUCACCGUCACCGGGAUUGUCACUUUCACCACUGUCACCGCUAUCACCAUCACUGCUGUCACCGUUUCUGGGAUUGCUGUCACCAAUUUUGCGUCACCAUUACUGGGAUUGUCACCAUUACCACUGUCACCAUUACUGGGAUUGUCACCAUUAUUGUGUCGCCAUUACUGAGAUUGUCACCAUUUCUGAGGUUGUCACCCUUAUUGUGUCACCAUUACUGGGACUGUCACCAUUUCUGCGCUUGUCACCAUUACUGGGAUUGUCACCGUUAUCACCUUCACCAUUACCGGGAUUGUCACCAUUUCUGAGGUUGUCACCAUUAUUGCGUCACCAUCACUAAGACUGUCACCAUUACUGGGAUUGUCACCAUUACUGGGACUGUCACCGUUAUUGUGUCACCAUUACUGAGACUGUCACCAUUACCACUGUCACCGUCACUGGGAUUGUCACCAUUACUGGGACUGUCACCAUUAUCACCUUCACCGUCACUGGGAUUGUCACCAUUAUUGUGCCACCGUUACUGGGAUUGUCACCAUUACUGAGACUCUCACCAUUAUCACCUUCACCGUUACUGGGAUUGUCACCAUUAUUGUGUCACCAUUACUGGGACUGUCACCAUUACUGGGACUGUCACCAUUACUGGGACUGUCACCAUUAUUGCCUUCACCAUUACUGGGAUUGUCACCAUUAUUGUGUCACCGUUACUGGGAUUGUCACCAUUACUGGGACUCUCACCAUUAUCACCUUCACCGUCACUGGGAUUGUCACCAUUAUUGUGUCACCAUUACUGGGACUGUCACCGUUACCACCAUCACCGUUUCUGGGAUUGUCACCAUUAUUGUGUCACCAUUAGUGAGGCUCUCACCGUUACCACUGUCACCAUUACUGGGACUGUCACCAUUAUCACCAUCACCAUUAGUGGGAUUGUCACCAUUACUGGGACCAUCCCCAUCCCCGUGCAGAGCAGCAGGAGAGGUGUGGUGAGUGUGAGUGUGGGGGUCACGUUGGUGGUGGGUGUGCAACAGGUGUGAGCACGGCGUCGUGCAACACGGGGGGGGUGGUGGGGCAUGGGUGCAAGGCAGGGGUGCGCACAUGGUUGCUCACGUGUAGGUGCAAUGCACACUCUUGUGGACAUGCCUUGCACACACAAUGCACACACAUUGC
Numida meleagris (helmeted guineafowl) is the source of this 2550-nucleotide messenger RNA. RefSeq lists its product as uncharacterized. The record is from RefSeq and is a predicted model, not a curated record. The transcript is spliced from 7 exons. NCBI's taxonomy places the organism in Eukaryota, Metazoa, Chordata, Aves, Galliformes, Numididae. The annotation marks the transcript as partial.